This is a messenger RNA of Trichogramma pretiosum, 4195 nucleotides long. RefSeq lists its product as uncharacterized. The transcript is spliced from 6 exons. The record is from RefSeq and is a predicted model, not a curated record. NCBI's taxonomy places the organism in Eukaryota, Metazoa, Arthropoda, Insecta, Hymenoptera, Trichogrammatidae. The coding region runs from base 1278 to 2834 and encodes 518 amino acids.
AGGAUCAAGGUAUCGUAUACGAGUAAAAAUUAAUUUCUCUACAUAUGAUAUCUAUUGAAAAAUUGAGAGGCCAACUUUCCUGGCUACAAUCGAUAAAAUGUUGAAAAUUGUAUACGCUAAAGCCUCCGCCAAUCCAUCGCUCAAUAAGGUAAUACAGUCCGCCUCGCCGCUAUAGCUAAACUGUACUCGCCAGGGAAAUUCGACAAAUACCGAACAAGUAAACUUCCGCGUACACGUAUAUACACCUCCGAUACAUGUAUAAAUGAACUCUGCAUCUCAUCGAUCAAGCCCUACACCGACGAUUCUCUAUCUCGAGCUCCGCACUUGGCGUAUUGAGGAUAAAUUUAAAUACACGAAAACGUACGAAAUUUAUAAGAAAAAGAUAAUGGUAAAGCAAUGCUGCAACGAGCGAUAUAAGCAAAUACACGUGUGCCUGCCCCCACUCUGGUCCAAUCAGUUUUGAUAUAAAGUUUUUGGCAGUAAAGCGCUGAACGUUUGAGAGAGAAAGAGAUAGAGGCAGCGAUGCCUUGGCGUAUAAAAAUACACUAUCGUCGCAAAUGUAUAAAUAACUUUGGCCGAAACAAGUUGCAGCGAAAUAUUAAAAUUGAAGAUAUGAAGCGCUCUUUGGCUUAAUAAUAUUUCUCAGGAGGGCUGUGCACCCUUCCCACUUAGUCGGGCACGAGCACGCUUUUACCAUCUCUCUCUCUCUCUCUCUCUCUCUCUCUCUCUCUCUCGCUCUUGAAGAAAAGCUCUCUGCCAAAAAGCUCUCUGCCAUGCUUAGGCCCCCUGCGCAGUGCUUGCACUUACUCUUCCGGAUAUUAUAAACGGCGCGGGUGACAAAGUCUCUUCGCGCAGCAGUUGACCAAGCAAGGAGCUCUUCUUAUCGUCAAAAUUUCGUCCAAAGUAAUGUUUUACCCAGUAGCCGACUGUUUUGUCCUUUUAUUUGUAUCAUCGUGAUUAUUUGUGCGUGACUAAUAGCGCGAACAAUGCCAAAGCCGACUUUCGACGCUAGACCACGAGUCUAUAUAUGUGCAUGUGUGUCUGUGACGACGUGAAUAUCUUCUGUUGUCGUUGAUCACACGCGCGAUUGCCAUGUGUCCACUACUGACAUUUCUCGAGCCGCCGUUGAGUUGACGAGAGGACGACGCAGUGAUCCACAGUGACUACAGAAUUGUGUUCCAUGUGUAACCACUUGCGGAUUGUGAAAUAACAAAGCUCGAUCAUUUCGAAGCGACUGUCUGUCACGCGAGUACAAGUACACAAAUAGUCGCGCAAUUAUGAAUCUUAUGUUCCGCAAGAACUUUGAGAAGAGCGGCGGCGGCGGCAGCGGAGGAGGCGCCGUCGGAGGUGGCUUCGGGGGCGGCGGAGGCUUCGGCGGAAUAGGCGUCGGAGGCUCGAGCUGCGGCUCCUCCGACAGGCCUGUCCUGGCGGGCGGUCUGGGCCUCGGCGUAGCCGGUGGCCUGGUCGGUGGGGGCUUGGGCCGCCGCGACCACGGCCACCACCAGCCACGACGCAGCCGGGAGUUCGGCGGCCAGGAGCUCGACGGACUGGGCUUCGGCCAGAGCCAAUCCCAACCCGCUUAUCGGACUCAUCUGCUCUUCGGUCCCCAUCCAGGCUCGCAGCAGGACCAGGAGGAGCAGCGCUACGGGACGCUGGUCGGACCGAGGCGCACCUCCGGUGGCGGACCGCACCAGCUCAAAUGGGGAGGACAGCAGCCGGCCAAUGCCAAUUACACCAACAACAACCUCGGCGGCAACGCCAACCUCCUCAACAACAACAACAACAACAUCAACAAUUACGGGGGUAGCGCCCAGCCGCAGCCAGUGCAGAGGAGAAAGACUGGAUCGGUGCAGCAUCGGCCGGGAGGCGACGAUCUGCCUCUCACGCCUACCACCGCUUCCAGACAGGUAUCGUUUCACGGCAAGGGUAGCAGUCUGCACGGCGGACAGUAUGGCUCGGUCAUACAGACGCAUCAGAGCAGCAGCAGUCCGGCGCGCAGCGAGCCCAUCAGCUUGGCGACCCUCGACAAGGACUGCUUCAUCAUCCCGUUGGCGGCGCUCGAACGAUUUCUCCCGGCCGGGGUGCCCAGAUUGCCGAGCGCCGACAAGCGCCGACCGGGCAGCCCGCUCUCGGUGCUCGAAGUCGAGGACCCGAAGCAGUGCAUACUGGCGCACUUCAUGACGUCCAUGGAGCCGAUCGAUCCACUGGUCGAGUCGCCCGUGUCGAAGCCGCUGGUGCUGCAACGCGACACUGCCGCCGAACUGCUGACCGAGCUCGCUCCAGCCGCCACUCAGAGCAUACUGCUCACCAACAUGGAGCGAAAUGCUGAUUUUCCGUUCAUCGCCUACUACGUGGUAAACAAGCAGAAAACCGAGCCGGUGGAUUUUUACCAGGAGGUGCAGUGCGCAGCUCUUAAGAAAUUCGACCCGCGAGAUCUGCGCUACGCGGCCAAUCACAAUCUCGACCUGUUCAACGAGGUCGCCACGAUAGCCCGUCCUCCGCUCGAGCCACUCGGUGGUCGACCGCCCAUUCCCUCCACUGGCUACAUCGUCUCCAUCUUCAAAGUCUUCGAGGGAGACGACGGCCUCAAGUUCGAGCAAAACUGGCUCUACUGGACCGGUGCGCGAAUGAUGUACCGAUAUCUGCCAAAGAACGUCGGUCUGCGACGGAUAACCCUGCACAAGUCCAUGUCGGCGGGUGACAAGACCUACCUGCUCGUGUGCGAGUGCUCGCAGCUGCAGGAGAACCUCUCGGCCGCGGCGAUACUGCUGCCGGCCCUUCGCGCCCGACUCUGCGGCUACGUCGGUCUCUACAGGCCGUCGGUCUGCUUCUGAGUUCUUUAUCGUCGAAUAAUCUUUUUCAUCGCUCCAGCGUGUCGAGUGCUCUUCGUGAUGCUGCACGAUAGUGACUAUGAACUAAGAAAAGUGGCUUUGCGGCUCGUCUUCGUCUAACGUCCACCUGUAGCUUCGUAAUGCAAUUUAUAUGAAACUACCGUCGGCGAUUGAAACUCCUCCGUACGAUAUUAGCGCGUCACACGUUUAUGCACAUAACCAUACAAUGCGAUAUGUGCCAUUUUUACCGGUGUGAUCCUUAAAAUAUUGAAAAUUAAAAUUUAAUAUGUGUGAGGAUGCAAGUCAAAACAAAAAGAUCGAUAUUAUAAUACACAAUAAACGAAACGUCCGCAUAUCACGCAUAUCGUUAUUUCGGCAUUAAUUCGGCAAUACGUGCCCGGGGAGACUACUCGUUAUACACCCCAAAACACUAUCUCAUCAAAACGAGAUAAUGCAAGUCCUGCAAAUUAAAAUGUGAAAAUAUUGGCCUCUUGAAUAUGUGCCGAUAAGUCGAUAUUUUUAUAUAGCUAAUUACUUUUAUUGGGGAAUUAAUUAAUAUAGCUGACCAACUCUGGUAUCAUUAUCAAAAGGGAACACAAAUUAAAUUAGUAUAUUUGUUAUACAUACUAAUUAAUGUAUCAUCUUAGGCCUUGUAUUAUACAUUAUAUUUUACGUAGAGUUACAUUUUUAAUAAUUACUCUCAUAGAAGUCUGUACUUAUUACUGUAUUGUAGUCAAGAUUGAAUAGUGCAAGUGAUCAAACAAUGAUAUCAUUGGAUCUACUUAAAUACUAGAUUUAUUCAAGAAGUCUAACACAUAAUACUCCUAGUACAAAGAUCAAAAUAACUAUGUAGAAACGAUGAACCUGAAAGCCUAUCCUAUAUAGAGACAAUAUAGUAUUAUUUAUAAGAAAUGCAUAUAGGAAGCACAGGCGUAAUUUUAAUUUAUAUUAUGAAUAGUUAUUGUAUUUAGAAAUUUGAAUCUACUAGCAUAUUAAAAUUUUUUUAAAACGUCACUAAUCUUUAUCAAAAGUCUAAUUUAAAGCCCUUUGGAAAAGAGGCUUUGCAAUUGAGUACUGUGAUUUUUGUGCAUCACAAUGAAAUGCACAUGUGUAAGUGUAAAUAAAAGUAUAUUGCAUAACAUUUGACAACUGUGAUUGCUUUCUGUCAAUAAGCAAUUCGAAUCUUACAUAUUGUUAACGAAAUUUAUUAUUACUUCUAUACAUAUUUUAUUUUAUUGUAUAAAAUUAUUUAUAGUAUUUGAACUAAAGAAAAACCAUUUUCCAUAUCUUCUGCAAUAUAGGUGUAAAACUUUUAAAAAUAGCAAAAAUAAAAUUACGACAGGUAGACAGAUAUAUUGUUAUAA